CAAGGCGCUGCUCCGCUAGACUCUGCCACCAGGUGCCUCUUCCUCCCGCGUGUCGUCUGGAAGUUUCCUGAGAACAGAGGAGUUUCUUCGCUCUCCGCGAAGAAUAGCGGCUUUUUCACCACUCCAAGCUUAAAUUAAUCAAGAACUAAAGAUGGUGAAGGAAACGGGUUACUAUGACAUGCUUGGGGUGAAACCCACUGCAUCACAGGAUGAACUCAAAAAAGCAUACAGGAAAUUGGCCCUCAAGUACCAUCCUGACAAAAAUCCAAAUGAAGGAGAAAAGUUCAAGUUGAUCUCACAGGCAUACGAAGUCCUUAGCAAUGAAGAAAACAAAAUUUAUGAUCAGGGAGGAGAACAGGCCCUCAAAGAAGGAGGUAGUGGAGGUGGAAGCUUCUCCUCUCCCAUGGACAUCUUUGAUAUGUUCUUCGGUGGAGGAAUGAGGCGAGGACGAGAAAAGAGAGUGAAGGAUGUCAUUCACCAAAUGAGUGUUUCAUUAGAGGAACUUUACAACGGAGCUACUCGAAGAUUGGCUCUGCAGAAGCAUGUUAUCUGCAACAAAUGCGAAGGCCAGGGCGGAAAGAAACCCCCGGAGAAGUGCCCUUCAUGCAGAGGAACUGGAAUGCAGGUCCGAAUUCAGCAGCUAGGGCCAGGCAUGGUAUCCCAGGUGCAGAGUAUGUGCGGAGAAUGUCGAGGGCAGGGUGAACGUAUCAAUCCUAAGGACAGGUGUAAGGCAUGUGAGGGCAGAAAGGUGGUCAAAGAGAGAAAGAUCUUAGAGGUUCACGUGGACAAGGGCAUGGAAGAUGGACAGAAGAUUGUGUUCUCAGGUGAAGGGGACCAAGAACCAGGCCUUGAGCCAGGAGAUAUUAUUAUUGUAUUAGAUGAGAAAGAGCACCCAACUUUCAGACGUGUCGUCAAUGAUCUCACAAUGCAGAUGCACAUAACUCUUGUGGAAGCACUGUGCGGCUUCCAGAAACCCAUUAAAACUUUAGAUGAUAGGACUAUUGUUGUUAGCACCAUUCCUGGUGAAGUGAUCAAGAAUGCUGAAAUCAAGGCUGUGUUAGGUGAGGGCAUGCCUCAAUACAAGAAUCCAUUUGAAAAGGGACGUUUGCUCCUCCAGUUCCUCGUAGACUUCCCAUCACAAAUUCCUCUAGAUCGAAUCCGAAAGCUAGAGAAGAUUCUCCCAACCAGACCUGAGGUAAUAGUCCCAGAUGAUGGCGAGGAAGUGAACCUUGUGGAGUUGGACCACAAUCAGCGAGGAAGGCGUCACAACCACAUCUAUGAUGAUGAUGAUGAUGACCAUCAUGGAGGACGGCAACAUGUCCAGUGCCAGACAAGCUAGGCUCCCACAGCUUUAUUGUGUAGGUGUCGGUAACUUAAAUAUUUGCAGCACCUUUCUUGCAUCCCUGUGAGCAGGUAUAUGUAGUGACUUGUGGCUGAAAGACUGGAGUGUGAUCAGCACACAGCAUGAAAGGUAACCAGGAUAUUUGAUAUUUCUAUGUUUGAGGUUUUGUGUUCAUGUUGUCUGCUUCUAAUUAUGUUCCAAUCACUUCACAUUUCACUUUAGUACAUGUCAGGAAGGGUGUCUGUUGUAGAAGGGAGGAUAUGUGGAUGAGGCUUCAGUAUUUAAAAAAUUAUAACCCCUUUUCUCUCAUAGGGAGAUGCAAUCUCCUGUAGAGAGCAUACCCCAAAGCUGGUGGUUUUAUUGCUUCCUACUAGAUGUUGUAGAGGACACCACAUUAUUAUAUAUUUUUUUUUAUUUUUUGUUUCCUUUGUUUUACAAUCUUGAUGAUUUGGAAAAUGGCCUCUCUAGUUUCUUGUUUUCCAUGGUUAUUUGUUCCAUAAUGAAACAGUCCUCAGAUAGCUCUGAAGGACAUUUUCUUCAGAAUCAAUGACAUAGUGCAGAUUUUAUAUUAAACUGAUUUUGAAUCAUGAAAUUUUUUUUUUUUUUUUUUUUUUCCAAAUCCUAAUUUACUAGGCAUCGUUUUAGCCAUAUGAUCACUGACACAAGUCUUGCUAUUUAGUAAUUGUAUGUUUUCAACACAUAUAUAUUCCAUUUGUACUGCAGAGGAUAGCCAAGUAUUCUCAAUGAGUAGUCUCAUUUCAUUAACUGUUAAUGUUCUAUUUUUCCUGUUCUCCCUCCACUGUGUCCACUUGUCAUCUUGUGUGUGCACUUGCAGUCUACUGUACACAAGACAUGUGAGACUCUGCAUGGUAAAACUGGUACCAGUUUUCAUUUUCCUGAGUUUUCAACCUAAACAAGAUCUAAAAGAAGUCAAUAACCAAACCUAAUAUUCAUCAAUUAAAACAAUGUCCAUGAUCCAAAAACUUGAUAUGUAAGUACAUGAAGAAACAAAAGAAUAUUUGUAUACAUGUAUUCAACCGUCUCUUUUACCAGUAAUCUAAAUACUACACAUCAAUUAUUUGCUUUAUCUCUACUGACACUGGUUGUACCUUCAUCUACUCCACUAUCUACUAAUUUACAGAUUGUGUCAGCAAAGUAGAUAGAAGUUGUACACACUUUUUUGAGAAAUUAAGAAAGGAAAUGAUGGCUCUCUAAGGAGGUUAACAUUCCAGUGAAGUAUUGUACAAUUUAAUCUUUGAAUAAAAAAAAUGUAAGCCAUCCAUAAAUUACAAAAUGCACAUGUUUUGAUAUUCUUUAAUUUUGGUAAUGUAAAAAAAACACUGGAUCUGCAGUUUCAUCAUGCAAAGCCUCAUUUGUAGACUAAUUGUAUAUAACUCUGACCCAGACUUCCUGAGGGGUUAGUCAUAGCUGUAUGAAGGACUUGAGAUAAAAGGCUUAAGCAAAAGUAUUGUUGAACAGUGGAGAGGUUAGGGAAAAGAUUUAUUACCCUUGAAGAGGUGAAAUUAAAAGGUGGCUACUUUUUUUCUCUGCUGAGGAGUGAUUCUCCUUCCCCUGAUAAAACAAUGUUGUGUAUGCACAAUCUUCCACCCCAUAGUUAUCUUUCAUUUUUACACAUGGAUUGAUCUUUUAAUACAUUAAGUUCAUGAAUGUGACACUAAUUUGAAGGAAGCUAGAGUUGAUAAAGCUGGAAGCUCAUUUAAUCUGAAGUUGGAUGCCCUCUAUGUAAGAUUUUUAACAGUGAAUAGUUAAUGAAAACAAGUAGCCUGUUUUUCACAGGUACCAGAAAAUGUAUGGCAAAGAUGGGAUUAGGAGUAAUACUGACACUCAUCCCAUAAAUGUUAGCUGGCAUUUUUGUGCCGUUUUGGAGACCUACUAUUUGAACAUAAAGGCAAUUUGUUAAAAUUUUUCAUUACAUUUAAUCAACCUACAGUAUAUAAUGAGAUCAUUCAGUACCUCAAGAAUAUUGUGUCAAGGCUUAUUAUUAUAUUGAGGGUUUAUUGUAUUUCAUCGCAUGGAUUUGAUUUCACAAAACUUCAAAUUAUGUAAAUGGUGGGGUAUUGACUCAUUCCAGUUACCAUUAUCAGGUUACUAAGUAUGAUGUGGAUGAGUUAUUGCAUAAUUUGGAACAAAUAAAUGAAAUACAUGUAUAAAAAAAAAUCAAUAAAUUGUAUGAAGACGUUGCCAGCUUUGGUUAGAGGUCCAUUGAAUAUAUGUAAAAAAGGGGGUGCUUUUACAACAGUGCAAUGAUUAUUACAUAAUUCCUGUUCCCAACAUCUCUACAAUAAUCUUAUAUAUUUUGUUUUUAACCUUUCUAUUAUACUGGGGACCUGUAAUACUUGUUUGGUUGAUAUAAAUCCUUCAAAAGA
Messenger RNA from Portunus trituberculatus (swimming crab), 3729 nucleotides. It is a transcript of the gene Droj2, whose product is annotated as dnaJ homolog subfamily A member 1-like. Gene Ontology annotation, molecular function: Hsp70 protein binding; ATP binding. Gene Ontology annotation, biological process: response to heat; protein refolding. Lineage: Eukaryota; Metazoa; Arthropoda; Malacostraca; Decapoda; Portunidae. The record is from RefSeq and is a predicted model, not a curated record. Gene Ontology annotation, cellular component: cytoplasm; cytosol.